Molecule: messenger RNA, 1107 nt
Organism: Penicillium griseofulvum
Lineage: Eukaryota; Fungi; Ascomycota; Eurotiomycetes; Eurotiales; Aspergillaceae
Exons: 2
Coding region: 1-1107 (368 amino acids)
Source: RefSeq, a predicted model, not a curated record
AUGCUUUUCCGAAAUAUGUCAAACAUCCCUGGAUGGCUAACACUUAGCGGAACCGAUAUGAAGUACCUACUUAUUGCCAACCUUUCCAUUAACUUCCAAAAAAUCGACUACGAGAAUCUGGCGAAUCUGACGAAUGUGAGCCCCAAGUAUGCUUCAAAGGCACAUCGAGUGGCCAUGAGAAACCUGCUCAACCUAUAUUCGACUGAUUUGAGUCUUUUGUCGACUUUAACCAAACAAAAAAAUGGCUUCUUUACAGAGGAUACAUCCGAGAGAAAGCAUUCAAAGCAUCCAAAGCACAAGACAUCAAUGUUGUUACCAGAUGGCUCCGAUGAAGGAAGCACAGUAGAGUCUUCUGAAUCAGAGAUCGACUCUCCAGAGAUCCAUCAAGCAAUCAAGAACAAAGGCCAGGCUAAGUACAAGGACAAAGGCACAAAAACGACUGAAAGCGAAAGCGAUAACGAGAACAGCGAGGUCGACGAGUCCCUACCGCACUUCAAACUUCCCAGGAUCCAACACCGGAAUACCAAGCAUGCUAGAAGGCACAGUUAUACCAGGCCCUCCGCAAUUGGAAGGAGUAGCAAGGGAGACAGUGCUCUCAACGCAGCCAUCAAGUCCUUGUCCACCCGGACAGAUCGUGCGAGCAGACAACACGAGCGUGGCGUGAAGCGUGACAGAAAUCCCGAGUUCCAAGAUAGAUCCACAGAAGAAAGUGCCGAGUCAUCGGCAGAGAUGAACUCCUCCCGUGCUAGUGACAGCGUCAAGCGCAAGAGACUUGAGAAAGCUAGUGGUUUAGCUAAUACCUCGAACAACGGGAGUGACAUUGAUGAAGAAGUCAGACACCGUUCUACUCGAGCAUCUGCUAAGGCUCCUUCGUCCAAGGCUAGGUCCCAGAAUGGGAAUCGCAAGAGGCUUGAUAAAACCAAUGAGCACGCCAGGUCCCCGAUCAAAGACGUCGUUGGAGAAGCUAUGGAUGGUCUUACUCUGGGGGGAGAUGGACCGAAGACAGAUGGGCGUACUGCGAGGAACACACAGUAUGAUAGCGGUGGUGAUUCUAUGGAUGAGGAUAAUGAGGAAUACGAGGAGUCUGAGGAGCGUGAAACUCGUUAG